Molecule: messenger RNA, 5785 nt
Organism: Eleginops maclovinus (Patagonian blennie)
Lineage: Eukaryota; Metazoa; Chordata; Actinopteri; Perciformes; Eleginopidae
Gene: rab3b
Product: RAB3B, member RAS oncogene family
Exons: 5
Coding region: 288-941 (217 amino acids)
Biological process (GO): regulation of exocytosis; protein localization to plasma membrane; protein secretion
Cellular component (GO): plasma membrane; endosome; synaptic vesicle
Molecular function (GO): GTP binding; GTPase activity; myosin V binding
Source: RefSeq, a predicted model, not a curated record
CUUAAAUAUUCCCACAUCGCAUUGCUCCACCUCGAAUUAACGCAGUUUGUCAGCGUGAAGCCGUGCGUAAAAAGAAACUGCGUGCAGCGGAGAGGAGGCGUUUACAGGCAUUUUCACAUAAAUCACUCUGAUCAUUGCAAACGAAGCAGUCGGUGUUCCUGCACAGAGGGUCCGUGUAUCAGCGUUGUUGUUGUGUCUGUUGAGGAUACAUUUAAGCGAUUUUAUUGUUAUUGUUAUUAAUAUUAUUGGGGAGCAAGCUGCUUCCAUCGGCUGCAGAGCAAACAGAGAUGGCGAAGGCAGACCAGCGUUUUGGCCAGCGGGACGGCUCCGACCAGAACUUUGACUACAUGUUCAAGCUGCUGAUCAUCGGCAACAGCAGCGUCGGGAAAACCUCAUUCCUGUUCCGCUAUGCCGAUGACUCCUUCAGUAACUCUUUCGUCAGCACUGUGGGCAUCGACUUCAAGGUGAAGACUGUAUAUCGCAACGACAAGAGGAUCAAACUUCAGAUCUGGGACACAGCAGGGCAGGAGCGUUACCGCACCAUCACCACUGCCUACUACCGUGGCGCCAUGGGCUUUAUACUAAUGUAUGACAUCACCAAUGAGGAGUCCUUCAAUGCCGUCCAGGAUUGGGCGACUCAGAUUAAGACAUACUCAUGGGAUAAUGCCCAGGUUAUCAUGGUCGGUAACAAGUGCGACAUGGACGAGGAGAGAAUCAUACCUGCAGAGAAGGGAAAACACCUUGCAGACCAGUUAGGCUUUGAAUACUACGAAGCAAGUGCCAAGGAGAACAUCAAUGUGCAGCAGGUCUUCGAGCGCCUGGUGGACAUCAUCUGUGUAAAGAUGUCAGAGCGCGUGGACGUAGAGGUGGCGGCAGCUCCUGGCACCAAGACUACAAGACUGACUGACAAGCCCGCCCAGCUACCUCAGAAGUGCUGCUGAUCGUCCAUCAGUUUAUCCAUUCAUCCCUCUGCUGUUGCCUUGUCUGCUCCCCCUAUACGCUUUUGAAAAAAGAAAAACACUACUUAAAUAUUAUAACAUUCCUUGACUCACUCUCUCUGCUUCAGUACAUCAUUUGUUAGUAAUCAAUAAUCACUAUGACUCCUUUGACUUAUAUUACAAGUUUCAUCCUGUUCUCGUCCCCCAAGUGAAAGAGUUUGCUCAGAAGGAGUGAGUGGAUCAAUGUUUUCCCAACAAAACUAAAUGUGGCGUUAGAAAAGUUUUAGAAUCAAUCUAGGUAAAAGAAGAUUUUGUGCAAAUAGGAGACUAAAAGCCUGCUCAGAAGAUAUAGAGUUAAAGUGUAUGUUACAUUUUUUAAUUUUAUUUGAGGGACAUGACACAAUUUCUCCUCUGUGGAAUGGGUUGUAGUCUAACAGAGGAGGAUGUAAUUAGGUAGCUGAUGUGAUCAAACGACCACAAUUCCAUAGAGCUUAUGAGUAGUAUCCUUUGAAAAUAGAAUAAAAAAAACGCCUCCAAUUAUCUGGCAUUGUUACAUUUCAGUUGAAAGCACCAGAUAUUCUGGCUUUAAACAUUUUUGAGGCAAACAUCUGUCUAGCGCACACACUGCCUGAUAAUUGGUUGAGUGCAGGGAAAGCAGGGUCCAAAGGUAAGCACACCACUGCCUCGCCUCUCAAAGUGUAGCACAACAAGAAGCUCCCUACCACAACUGCUCUUGUUCACAAGUUUACAGGUCACAGUCGUUCAUCUAAGAGUCACCCAUCCAAACAUUAAAUUAGGCUGCUUUUAAAAAUAGCUAGUAAAAGUGAUACCACACAAAUAUAAUAUGCACAUACUCUAACCAACUGUAACUGGUCUUAAUUAGAGCUGUUUGUGGCUUGAAAGACAAUUUAGGGCUACAACACCAAUUAACAUUUUCCGAGUUGGGCUACAGCCCAACUCAUUAGAGUUUGUCAAAUCCAACACAAGUCUAAUGGUGCCCUGUGGGGUUUUUAAAAGCAAAAAUUAAACUUAAAGUUCCUGCUAAGGUUUAAUAGGGUUCAUUUAGAGAAACAGUGUUGUUAUUGGGUAGAGCUAUUAAACUAAUCAAUGAACAGUUUGCACUGGAACAAUAGUGGUAGCACUUCUGUUGCCCCUUCUUUAUACAACUUUGAAAACUACACGAAUGUCAGCACCAGGGCCCCAUGCAAAAUGUAACCACUUUAAUGAGCUGCACAUAAAUCAUAACUGUUUUAAAAAUUCUCAAUACCCAAACACUUUUUUUAUAUUUACAAGAAUAAUAUCUCAGAAUAGGGAGGUAACGUAAGUGCAAUAUAUUUUUUUACUUCGGUGAUUCAAUGUCAUGCACAUUACCUGGCAUGAUGUAUUUGAAUGACGCCUUGUUACCACAAAAUCUUCUAAUAUGUUUCACUUACAACUGAAGGACAAGAAAUAUUGGAAAUCUGUCAAUUUCCACGUCAGUAAGUUUCAUGACAAUUAUAUGCCAUGCCGAAUUCCAUCCAUCCAUCCAUUUUCUCCUGCUUGUCCGUCAGUGUCGCCGAGGUAACAACUCCCAGAGAGCCCCAAACUUUCCUUUCCCUGGCCACAUCAACCAGCUCUGACUGGGGGAUUCCAAGGCGCUCCCAGGCCAGCAAAGAGAUAUAAUCCCUCCACCUGGUCCUGUCGAUACCUUGCAACUGCUUCAGGAGUACCCAGGGAUAACAUAUCCCGGAAGGCCUCCUCCUUCAGUUGGACGGCUUCCCUGACCACCGGUGUCCACCAGGAGGUUUGAGGGUUACCGCCCCUUGAGGCACCUAAGACCUAAGGGCAGGUGGUGGCGAAGUCAACCAGUUCAAGUCCCCGAAAGACCAAGUGCCACCGUGGUGUCCCUGAGCAAGACACUGGUUACCUACACUGCUCCCCGGGCGCCGUACAUAAUGGCAGCCCACUGCUCCUAACACUAGGAUGGGUCAAAUGCAGAGACCGCAUUUCGUUGUCCUAGUACUUGUACUCUGUGCAAUGACAAUAAAGUUGAAUCUUCAUCUUCAUCAUCUUCAAGACCUUGAGACCACAGCUCCCUGCCGCAGCUUCGGCAAUAGAGGCUUUGAACACCGCCCACUCAGGUACAAUGUCCUCAGCCUCCACAGAGUUGCCUGAAAAGCUCUUCCGGAGGUGUAAGUCGAAGGCCUCCUAGACUUGGGACUCCUUCAGAUGUUCCCAGUUCACCUGCACUACAUGUUUGGGCUUACCACGUCUGUCCAGAGGCUUCCCCUGCCACUUGACCCAACUCACCACCAGAUGGUGAUCAGAUGACAACUCCUCCCCUCUUUACACCCGUCCAAAACAUGCGGCCUUAGGUCAGAUGAUACGAUAACAAAAUCGAUCAUGGACCUUCUGCCUAGGGUGCUCUGGUACCACGUACACUUAAGAGCAUCCUUAUGUUCGAACAUUGUGUUUGUUAUGGCCAAUUCAUGACUAUCACAGAAGUCAGUAACAAACCACCACUCCGGUUCAGAUCAGGGGGGGCGUUUCUCCCAAUCACGCCCCUCCAAGUGUCUCCAUCAUUGCCCACAUGUGCGUUGAAGUCUCCCAGCAAGACUAAGGAGUCCCCUUCAGGAGCCCCAUACAGGACUCUUUUGAGGGUCUCCAAGAAGGCUGAACACUCUGAAGUGCUGUUUGGUGCAUAAGCACACACAACAGUCAGAGUUUUCCCCCACAUAACGCGCAGGCGUAGGGAGGCGACCCUCUCGUCCACUGGGGUAAACUCCAACAAAGCGGCACAAACUGGGGGCUUGUGAGUAUCCCUUGGGCAACUCCGGAGAAGAAUAGAAUCGAACCCCUAUCCAGAAGUAAGGUUCCAGAGCCGACGCUGUGCGUAGAGGUGAGCCCCACCAGAUCCAACUGGUAACGCUCCACCUCCCGCACAAGCUCCGGCUCCUUCCCCCCCAGAGAGGUGACAUUCCACGUCCCCAAAGCCAGCUUCUGUCGUCUGAGUCUGGUCCGUCGAGACCCUCUGCUUUCACUACCACCCUUCUGGCAGCGCACCCGACCCCAUCGUUGUUUCCCGUAGGUGGUGGGCCCGCGGGACGGAGAAGCGGAGGUGUUGACCACGUUGCUUUUUCGGGCUGUGCCCGGCCGGGCUUUGUGGCAAGCCCGGCCACUAGAAGCUCGCCGAUGAGUCCUCCUUCUGGGCCUGGCUCCAGAAGGAGGCUUCCUCCGGGCCGGGUAUGCUCACUUUUAUGGUUGUUUUUCAUGAGGUCUUCAUGCCGGAUGAUGAGUACAAUCAUUGUGCCACAGGUCCUCCAAUCUAUACAGCUGAUACUCUGGCUUCCAUAACAGUAAGUGUUGAAAUAUCUGCUGCGGGCUGGCUGUUUAAGUAUUUUCCGUCCUAUUACAUUUAGUAUUGCAUUCAUUGCAGGAUUACUGAAUUGGUUCAACGUCUUAAGGCCCAUGGGCCAAGGUGGUCAGGAAGCCCAGAAAAGACUGUUGCAACAGCCCUAUAUGAUAAAUUACAAAGUUGUCUCAAGGAACUUCAAAAUCUGCACAUUAUAAUAUACAUAUACAAAUACAAAUAUAUACACAAACUAUUUUUCAGAUCCUAGAUACAGAUAACACCAACUCCCUAGAAACCCUUGUUCAUAGUAAAUAAAACAACUACACAGAGAUACAAAAUAAUCACGAAAAGAGGCAAAAUGACCACAAACCAUGCAAAAUGACUACAAAUAGAUUAAAACUGAGAACGAAAAACUGCAAAAACAGUAACAAAAACACCAUAUAAUGGACUACAUAAGGAAUCAAAACGACCAAAAACAAACACAGAAUGACUUCAUUGUGUUUUACUGUUUUCCAGAGGUAGCCUAAAUAACACAAAUCUCCAAGUUCAGAAACCAAAUGCACAUCAAAAUUUUAAAAAAUGCGGUUGGGCACUGCAGUCACGCUUCAUGAUGCAUUACAGCUCUUGCAUAGGCCGUCACAAUUAAAGAUUCAAAGGCUUUAUUGUCAUGUGCCCAGUAGCUUCAGUGUAGAUAUGGCAAGGAAAAACUCAAAAAAAUACCCAGCGCCAUACUGAGUGUUUAUACUCGCAGACUGAGUUAACGGCUUGUGAUUGAGCACAUGGUUCUUUCUUCCCCCAUUAGCAGGUUGUUGAAUAGCCGUCAUUUUUGCAGUGUUUCUGACAUAAAUGUGCGUUUGAUGUGAGAGUGCGGUGUGUAAGUGAUAUUAGAGCCAACAUUGUGGUGCAUAUGGUUAUCAUGGUAAUUAUUUAGUGUUCAUUUGUAAGGGUUUUUUAUGUACAGUAUCUUUGAUGGAAGUUUGAAAUUCUGACCAUGUCAUGUCAGCUGAGAUACAGUACGUGUGUGUUUACAAUGAACUCCAUGAAAAAAGGGAAGACAAGCAAAACAAUAGUUGUGCAUUUAUUAAUAAAUAUUGAAGAUUGGAAACAAACUAUAUCCUGCCAAAUUGUUAUAUAGCUACCACAGUGCACAAUUUGUGAGUAACUCCCCACCAUGUGUAUUGAUAUUGAUAAAAACAAUACAUAAUAAUAAUAAUAAUAAUAAUAAUAAUAAUAAUAAUAAUAAUAAUAAUAAUAAUAAUAUUGACAUUGCUUCAUAUGAUUAUUUUUAAAGUGAAUUUGUAAAUGAUAGAUUUAGAAAUGAUAACGGUGUUGAGUAUGAAUUAAUUUUUUAUGCUGUGUAUACCAUGGACAAAAUAUAUACAAAGUUUAUGUAAACUUGAUGUCUAACAAUUCACUCCUGCACAGGGCAGAAGCACAAAGUGAUUGUAUAAAAUAUUUUGAAUGUUUGUAUAUUAUAGAUGCAAUUUAGAAUAAUAAAAAUAACAAUCUUAAUCAA